AUGGCGUGUGAAACUGAAACAGAGGUCCCCGAACCGAAUCCACAUUGGGUCAAUUCAAGUUUGAUAACAGCUUGGUCGACGGCUUUCCAAAUCCAUAACUAUUUUUUUGCCGCCUGUUUCCUCAUCUUGACUGUUUACGCUGGCAUUUGUCUGCUGACAUACGGCAAAGUUUUAUUUAAAAAGCAUUUCUACUUUGCCAUUAAUGGCAUGCUAUUAUUUCUUGGUAUAGUUCGAACAUGCUUUUUAAUAAUUGAUCCAUACGAAUCUGCUAAUGCUCUUCAUCGUUAUGGUAAUGAGACCUACAUGCUACCGAUAGGAUCACGUCUGCUAUUUGGAUUGGGGUAUCCGUGUUUAACAUCAGCUUUUUCACUCAUUUUUUUGGCUAUUUUUAACUGUGUUAGAGUCAAAGUGGUUUCUCCUAAAAUACAUCGUCCCGUGGUUAUCAUAGCAAUCGUAGUAAUUCACUUUACGAUUGUACUGGUAGCGGAUAUAACUACUGCGCUCUGUGGUAACGCUAAAAUGUUACUGGUUGUAUGUCAAAGCUUUUUCAUCAUUUGGGGAGUUAUCCUUUGUACAGCUUAUUUAGUGUGUGGAUAUCGUAUAUUAGCAUUUACAAGCAGAAAUAGUAAAACCUUAGUGACACUCUCGGCAAGUAGUACUUAUUUCAAUAUCCAGGAACAAAGUCUGCAAAAAAAGUCGAUUAGCGGUAAAGUAUCCAAGGCAAUCAUUACAUCAACAUCUUUCCCUAAAUCUAUACCAAAAACUGUCCAUAAAACUUUAAGAAUAACCAUAUUAACAGCAUUAUUGGGAUUAAUAUGCGUUAUACUGAACUGUUAUUCUCUCUUUGGAAUCUAUGGGGUCUUAGCACCUCCGCAUUUCCCAGAUCCAUGGCUAUGGUUGAUUUAUCAAACGAUGUUUCGAUUUUUUGAGCUAUCUAUGGCUGUGGUCAUGGCGUAUACUACCAACGGAUCCAAAAAGAAACGCCCUAAAAGUUCCCGGUCUUCAUUUAAAACUGCAGCUGAUGGAUUGAGUGCCUCUAAGGCAUAG
Trichoplax adhaerens is the source of this 1047-nucleotide messenger RNA. RefSeq lists its product as uncharacterized. The coding region runs from base 1 to 1047 and encodes 348 amino acids. NCBI's taxonomy places the organism in Eukaryota, Metazoa, Placozoa, Uniplacotomia, Trichoplacea, Trichoplacidae. The transcript has 2 exons. The record is from RefSeq and is a predicted model, not a curated record.